Molecule: messenger RNA, 4614 nt
Organism: Salmo salar (Atlantic salmon)
Lineage: Eukaryota; Metazoa; Chordata; Actinopteri; Salmoniformes; Salmonidae
Biological process (GO): positive regulation of protein serine/threonine kinase activity; DNA damage response; replication fork processing
Cellular component (GO): nuclear replication fork
Molecular function (GO): protein serine/threonine kinase activator activity
Source: RefSeq, a predicted model, not a curated record
AACUUCACUUUAUGCAUUUGGCGUGACGUCACACAACAUCAUGGCGGCGUACAUGCUGAACACAAACACAGCACACUUUUACCCACGAAGAUAAGCAAUCGGAUAAUGACAAACGAUUCAAUUUGCGUUUAAACGGUCAAGUCAUCUAUGGUAAAGUCAAAUGAUGAACAAGAAAACUGACGACGAAAUAUGCCAAAUCCAAGAAAGCAUGACCCUAACACUGGCUCAAAUGACUUAAGUGAAAUCUGGAGUCAUGUUUCCACAUUUUCUCAAAAAAGGUUGAAAACAAACAAAUCGGGUAAAAGCCCGAAAUUGACACCCCAAUCUUCACCUUCUGUCAGGAAGUCACCACAUACUCGUUCUAAAGAUUUGCAGACCCCCAAACGACGAGCGAGGGGCAGAUACACGGGCUUAAACAACCCUGCUGAUUCCCCCGGCGAUGGAGAUGUUUUACAGGACAUCAUAUGGGACCCAGCAUCACCUACUCCUGCUGGAAGUGGGGAAGGGCCCAGCAACACCAGAGUUGUUGAGAUAUCAGACAUUGUCAAUCGGAUCGCUCCUAAGGAUGCCCAGCAUGUCUCUGUGGAUAGUCCUCUGCUCCAGUGGAUUGGGGACAGUGCUGUCCCCUGUACCCCAGAGGUACGCCCGCCCAAAGCAAGGAAGAAAUCCACUCGGAAAAGCUCAGUGGAGGACUUGAUGCAGCUGGCCAGGCAGUUUGACAUCAACAUGCACCAGCAGGACAGAGAGAGGAAGUGUGCUGAACACACAAACAAUACCAUAAUCAACAACCGGUACGGGGAGGAACCCAAGGGCCCGACGACAAUGUCGUCAUCAGCCCAGCAGGUAGAGGCGGAGCUUAACGCUCUGUUCGACGGGCCGACGCAGCGAGUCACCGGACGGCUCAGCCAAGGGUCGAACUCCUCCACCUGUUCUCAGGAGGUCAAGGUUCAAGUUGGGGUCAGCCAUCUCACUGCCGAUGACCUCGUCAAAGUGUCGGAAGUCAAGCCUGGCGGGGGAAGCACGUCUGGUUCAUCGGCUCGUACUGGUAAAGAGGAAGUAGGACAGUGGAACGCCACAACGACUGUGGCGAAAGACGAGGACUUUGACUGGGAGGAUGAUGACCUUCUCAAUGACCCUAUCGUGUUGGAGAUGACCCAGAAUCCUGAGGGGCUGAAAACGCUGUCCCCUAAACCCAGCAGCUCACUGACUCUGAGCACUGACAGAGACAACACACAGCUGCUAACAGAUACAGAAAAGACCCUACCACCCUCCUCUACUACCUCUAAUCCUAUCAGCCUGCCCUCUCACUCUGUCUGGAAGGGGACAAGCACACACCUUCAACCCUCAAACAGAGGUGGCCUCACUGAGCCAUGUCCUAAACCCAAGCCCACCAGCAGAAGCACUUUCCUGCUGGAGCCCAACCUUUGUUUCCAGGUGAAUAUGGCUCCGACAACCAAAGAAGCACCCAGACCGUCCCUCACUGUUGGAGAGGCCCAGCCUGAGAGACCCAGGCCCGGCUUGUCUGCGGCCGUGGGGACUAGGGGCCCCAGUAGAGACUCUGCUGAGGGGGUGAGCACGGCCACAACCUCACGUGGAACCACAGCCCCAGACUCCGCUUUCAAAGACAUCUCAGAGGAGGACCUCCAGUCCCUGUUUGACUCUGAGUCGCUGUGGAACGACGACGAAGGUGACGAUGACAAACUGCUGUAUCAGGUGUGUGACGACGUGGAGAGGAUCUCCAACAGUCAGCCGCUGUCCGAGGACGCCACCGCAACCACGGAUGCCACUGAGGUCCGCGUCCAGGAGAGCAAACCGAAAGCCCCUCCAACCGCCCCUCUGGCUACAGCGAGAGAGGGGUCUAUGACUAUGGAUAGGGCUGUAGGUGGUCCUAGCAGUAGACAGUCAACCACCUGCACGUCUGGCCGCUCAAACUCAGCACCAGGAGAUAGGAGCUGCACCCCUGUGCACUUUCAGGGAUGGAACAUUCCAGCGAAAGCAGGAAAUGUUUGGGUCGGACAUCAUACAGUCAUGUCCCAGAGCCAUCCAGGCAGCGCUGAGGGUCUGGGCAAGUUUACUCAGCUGAGGGGUGCUCCAGGCUGGGGAACAUUUGGCCUAGGAUCCCUUGGAGUUAGAACCUUCCAAGCAGAGAACUCAAAGUCUGUCAUGCCACGGACAGUGUCGGCGAGAACCCUCCCAAACUCAAAUUCCCAUCAUGCAUCAUCGUUCAAGAGACAUCUGUCGGACUCGGCCGCCAUCGGCAACAAAGUGUUUGUCAACAGUCAGAUGACAGGGAGAUGCACGGAGGAGGAGAUUGAGAGGAAGAAGCAGGAGGCCAUAGCCAGAAGAAGGACCAGGGAAACCUCCCUAAAAGCAGGGGGACUUCCUCUGUGACUAAGCAAUGGAACACUAGAUUAAUACACAGUUAACCAGAAUACCUAUAGAGUAGCUAUCCUAUGCUAGGUAGGUACCAUAAACAUUUCUCACGGUUUCUUCACAGAACACUGUCGGUGCUACUAGAACGGUGUUGCGUUACGGAGCUAUACUGCUUGCACACACACACACACACACACACACACACACACCCCCAGCGACCUUAUCUGGUCUUUACUGGAGAUGAAUUGGUUUCUGUUGUUUGAGAGCUGCUGCACUUUUUUAGUUGCUUAUAUUCUCACUGUUGUUGUUUCUGGAGGUCACUGAAAAGUUGAGUAGAAUAUACAGCAGAAACACUUUAUCUGGAGUCAUAGCAAGCAGUUGGCUUGUAAUGCCUUUACAGCACCUCAAAGGAGAUUGUCACCUUUUUUUUCUUUUUUUUACACGUUAGUCUGUUGACAUUCCAAGUAGAUAAUGAGUCAUCUUGAUGAGCAAUGAGGAGAUCUGUUCUACUGUCUUCCAACAGUAUCUUUCAGAUGAACUGUAGGACCAGAACUCACCUUGUUGCUGUAACUCAGCAACAUUAUAGUACAUUAUCUUUACACUGCAUGUGUUGACAUGUGCUAUAUUAGUACCUUGUGUUUUGCACCUUAUCCAGAAAUGACAAUAACACCAACACUAACCAGGUUUCCGUCCAAACUUCUUAUGUGAGUCGGGAAAGAAAAUGUCACCACAGACCUGAUGGAAACGGCAAAUUUGUCAGUAAACUUGUCCAAAUGUCGACAAAACAAUAUACGCUAGACAAGAUGGGAUAUUUUUGUUUCUGUAAAAUGCAUGCGAGACGCCUUUUAUGCUCAAAUAUUGAUAUAAUAGCCAUCAUGUCGACGUAAACUUUGAGUCACGCGAUGAUCCGUUGUGUGGCCCUCGCACUACGACUCCUAAAAGCAUGCAGUUUAUUAAGCUACGCAUUAAAGAAGUUCUGAUUACCUUCACAGGGUGGUGAAAGUCUGUGAUGAUGCUCCUUUCCAUUAAAUAUCAAGAGCCUUAUUCUGGUGACGUGAUGAUCGAUGCUUGGCUGCCGUUUGACAAAUAAGUAAGAAUCUGUCUCUUUUGUCCGUAAUAAUCUCAUCCUGUAGGCUAUAGGCAUCUGUGAGCUGUUGGCUGGAGCACGUGUGUCAAAACCAAAGUGGGCACAUUUGCUAUAUAACGCAACAUUUGUAGUGACAAAGCCAUCAGCAGAGUUGAAAAUCUUACCUUUGUUUAACUAGGCAAGUCCAGAACAAAUUAUUAUUUACAAUGACGGCCUGGAUUCGAACCAGGGACUGUAGUGACUCCCCUUGCACUGAGAAGUAGUGUCUCAGACCACUACGCCACUCGGGAGCCCAUUUAACAAAUGUUUUAUUUUAUUCAGUGUGUGAGAAUUUAACGGCAAAAGUCAUUUUUAUGUGCGCUAAGUCAUCGCACACAGCCUUUUAUCCAGUUCUUCUGAUUUUUGAAUAUUCCCAUAAAAACCUGUCGCCGAUUCGAAGGAAACUUAGCUAAAAAGCUUUAAAUAAAGGUUGAAAUCCUGGCUUGUCACUUGGUGGUGUAAAAUACAGGGCCCUAGGGAUAAUACUAUGAGGAAGAGGUUCUGUAUCUACUUCUGUUAUCUCAAUGGCUCCAUUGUAUCAGUCAUGUCUCAUUGACCUUAGAGACAGGUUAUGACUUGGAGAGAGGUAGAGCUGUGCAUCUCCAUCAGAUUUGUUUUUAGUGUCUUUAUCUAUCUACCAGAGGUGACCAGUUAUACCUAAAAACUACUGUGUUGACCAAAACCACCUGGCAUAUACUGUUUCAUCAAAAUACAUCAAAAGGUUCUUUCACAUUUUGUAAUCAAAGAUGAUCAAAGCAGUGUUUUUAGAGACUGCAGCUCGGCUAUGAAUCAAGACAGUGUUAUGUUGAAGUACUCUUGCAACUUUAUUAAAACCCAAUGUGUUAGAAAAGAAAGUUGGUUUUCCUUUCAUUUUUACUUGAGUAUGUCACUACUGACUAGAUUUGACUUUUUCACCAUCUUGUUUUUUUUUAAUGCAUUUUAAGUUUCUUUACGUUGUUAUAGUUAUUUUGUUUUUAUUUCUUACGGUGGUCCAUAUUUGCACAGGUCACAGUGGUAUGAACAGAAAGACCACAGUAUCAUGCCACUUAUGCAAUAUUACUAGAUGUGUUAUUCAUUCUGAGUCAAAACCACCAUUAAACUAUCAUCAAAACAUG